AUGUAUAUGUGGCUUUCGUCCAUUAGACUGGGUUUUCCCAGAAAAUGCAUUCACCCCACCCAAAACAAUCACAACCGUUUGAUCUUCGCCCAUGGCGGCAGUGGCGGCGGUUCUUUCAAGUGGGCAUCUUCCCAGGCGGCACUUGCCCUCUGGAACUCCAGUUCCUCCCACUCUGAUGAAUCAUCUGAUGAUAAUUCUGUCACUGUUUGUACCACAAACGUCGCUACCAAUGGCGCCAAUAGAACCCAUUGCUUCUCCGAAUUAGAUACUUCUGGGGUUGUUAGCAAGCUCAACUGUCUAAGAAACGAACCCAAUUUGGCGAUUUCGUUCUUUCACCGGGUGAAGGGAGAUGGCUUUCGACACAAUGUCUACACGUAUUCCGCGCUUAUUAGAAUUUUGUGCUGUUGGGGUCUGGAUAGGAAGUUGGAUUCUCUCUUUGUGAACCUUAUUAAUUGCUGUGAAGACCUUGAAUUCGAGAUUUCGGAUUUGAUGGAAGCGAUUGAGGAGGGAAUUGAGGUUUCCCCAUCGAUGAUCCGAGCCUAUGAUGCAUUGCUCAAGUCUUUUGUCAGUUUGAACAUGUUCGAUGAGGCUAUUGAUGUUUUAUUCCAGACAAAAAGACGUGGGUUUGUGCCCCAUAUCUUUACGAGUAAUUUUCUAAUGAACCGCUUGGUUGAGCAUAGUAAAGUGGAUAUGGCUGUGGCUAUAUACAAGCAGUUGAAGCGGAUUGGUAUGAACCCUAAUGAUUACACUUACGCAAUUGUCAUCAAGGGACUCUGCAAGAAAGGUAGCUUGGAAGAGGCUGUGGAAGUGUUUCAGGAGAUGCAGGAAGCCGGGGUAACCCCUAGCGCCUUUGCUUACACAGCGUAUAUUGAAGGGCUUUGCACCAAUCACAGGCCGGAUUUAGGGUACCAAGUGCUCCAAGCAUGCCAUGGGGAAAAUGUUCUUAUCGAUGUGUAUGCUUAUAACGCUGUCAUUCGUGGGUUCUGCAACGAGAUGAAGUUUGAUGAAGCUGAAAGCAUCCUUCUUGACAUGGAAAAGCGAGGGCUGGUCCCUGAUUCAUAUACCUACAGUGUGAUGAUCUGUGGCUACUGCAAGAGUUCCAAGUUGUUGAAAGCUUUGGCUCUUCAUAAUGACAUGGAGUCAAAGGGUAUAAAAACAAAUUGUGUGAUUGUUAGUUUGAUUCUUCAAUGCAUGUGUAACAUGGGCAUGCCUUCUGAAGCGGUGGAUCAGUUUAGAGAAUAUAAGAGCUUGGGAAUCUAUCUUGAUGAGGUUUCCUACAAUAUCGCGGUAGAUGCCUUUUGCAAGCUGGGGAAAAUGGAACAAGCCUUAGAAUUGCUUGAAGAGAUGAAGUGUAAGCAUAUGGUUUUAGAUAUUAUGCAUUACACGACAUUGAUCAAAGGCUACUUUCUCCAAGGGCAUGUUGUCGAGGCUGCAAGUUUUUUGAAGGAAAUGAAGGAAAAGGGUCUGAAGCCAGACAUCACUACGUACAAUGUACUUGACCUUUUGGAUUAUAUGGGGGCACAUGGUUUUAAACCAGACUCUGUUACACACAACAUGAUAAUUGAAAAUUUAUGUGUAGGAGGAAAAGUCAAGGAAGCUGAAGCGUUUCUAUACAGUUUGGAAUAUAAGAAUGCGGAUACCUAUUCUGCCAUGGUCAACGGGUACUGUGAAGCCAACCAUACAAAAGAGGCCUAUGAACUUCUUAUUAGAUUAGCAAAGCAAGGAACUUUAGUUAAACAAGGGCUUGCUUUAAAGUACUCAGUAAACUUUGUAUAG
This is a messenger RNA of Malus domestica (apple), 1776 nucleotides long. The record is from RefSeq and is a predicted model, not a curated record. Lineage: Eukaryota; Viridiplantae; Streptophyta; Magnoliopsida; Rosales; Rosaceae.